Messenger RNA from Gongylonema pulchrum, 780 nucleotides. NCBI's taxonomy places the organism in Eukaryota, Metazoa, Nematoda, Chromadorea, Rhabditida, Gongylonematidae. The record is from the annotation of a GenBank genome assembly.
AUGAAUAACAGCAGUAGCUUCAGUGGCGGCAGAGAAGCACAGGUACCCAACGGAGUAAUAGCGCGCAGCACGCCGGCAAAAACAUCUCAGAGGAGGUGUUGCUGCAAUUCGCUUCACGUGGUCACUGCGACAUUGCUCAUCGGAUGCCUGGAACUGUGUUAUUUCGCUUACGAGGUCUUUUCAACAAUUUAUCACUUUAUGAGAACGGGUGAGCAGUAUAUCCUUUCACUAUCGGUGUCGUUAUUCUGUGUAUUGCUUGCGUUGGUCGCUGUUUUAUUGCUUUUCGCUGCGGUGAAAACGUCCACUGCCUAUCUGCUGGUGCCGCAUUUGCUGAUGCAGGCCGCAGCAGUGUGUAUCCUAUCACUUAUGUGUUUCUUUUGCAUAUUUAGUGCAACAGCCGGAACGAGUCUAGAUUUCAGGAUCGUGAGCGUCGAAGACAGCCCAGCAGGCGAUUUAGCACUAAGUAUGGUAGACGACUCGUCAAUCUACGAGCUUACUCACAUAUCGAAAACACUCACUUUAUUCUUGAUUAUAGUGUUCAUAAUUUUGCUCCUAUUCACUUCAAUAGAGGUGUGGAUGUUCAUCACCGUCCUCGGGUGCUUUUUUCAUCUACAGGAAAAAGCCAUUCUAAAGGCCCAGCCACUGACUAUGAACAACGAAAUUGACAGGAUAUUGACGAGCAAAGCUCCCAGCAGGAGUAGGGUCGGCUCCAAAAGAGAUUGUUUUUCAUCCAAAUUGAUGAAGACAAAUCCAUCCACAAGAGCCGAAACAGACUGUUAG